GCGGUAGCACAGCUGCUGCUUCUUCUUCUUCCACCCGCUUGGGUUGUUUCUGUGGUCCCAUUUUAGUUUGGAAUUAAAAUAAAUUAACUCACACUCGACACUCGAUGGCCUUUUAGGCAAUACAUACCGAAAUGCAUUCGAAUGCAGUUAUUGAUUUGAUUUGUGUGUAUCCAAAUGCCAAAUUGCAUAACACAUCAUCGCGACGCCCACAAGGAGCGAGAAGAAGAAGAACCACCACCAGGAGUAGGAUUUCCAGGCAGUGAUUUAAUCUGAUUUAUUUAAUUUAUUUCGUGGCAAAUAAGUUGUAAAUGCGCUAAUUUGCGCCAGAAGGUAUGCAACCGCAGUCGGACAAACAAAGCGCCAGCAGACUCGCAACAACAACUAGCAACACAACAGCAGCAACUUCCGCAGCAGCAGCAGCAGGCACUCCUCCAAAAGUAAAGGUCAUCAAGAGCAAGCGACCGCUGUGCCACUUUAAGUUCUACCUGGACAUCUGCGACCAUCAGCUAGCCAAGCGCAUUGAGGCCGAUAUCAAGGCUUUGGGUGGACAUCUCGAGUUCUUCCUGAGCGACAGUAUCACACACUUUGUCACCGACAAGCCAGAAGCCAGUGGCGGAGCACCCAGGACACCCGGAACACCAGGCACACCCAGCACACCCACCAAUCACUAUCAACAGGAUGAUGGUUCGGCCAGGAAACCGAAUCAGCGGCAAUCUAGAGCGGAUGCUAUACUGAGUCGAGUGCGCAGGAGCACGGUUGGAGUGACACAGAGUAGCAAUAGCACGCCAACGACUGCCGUAAAGCGAAGCUAUACCAUCUGGCAGACGGAUUACGCCCAGCGCUUUAUCAAACGCAUUCAGACUGAGCUUAAGCAAUACCUUGAGGGCAAGAAGGAAGGUGGAGGAGCAUCAUCGACUACCAGUCCCCAUCACAUUCAGCUAAAAAAGCAGUAUGUGAAGAUCGAAUCCGUCAAGCGAAACUAUAGACCUUACUAUCAUCUCAUCAAGCAGCCAGACGACUGGCCAAAGAUAGACUUAAGCAGCGACGACGGCGCCUUUCGACUACUAACCAAGUCGAAGACCAAGGAGAAGGAGCAGAGCAUGACCCGCAGGUCUUUGGGUUCACGCACAUCCCAGAAAGAGAAGCCACCCCAGCAUCCAGCUCUGCAGCAGCUUAAAAAACAGUCGGCAAUACCACCGAAUAGUCCGCGUUCCAAUUGUCGCGAACCCAAGGAUUCGAGUGAGAAACAGGGUGGAGUUUGUGAGAUCUGCAAAUUGGAGUACGAUAUCCUGAAUAUCCAUUUGCAGAGCAAAGAUCACGAGCUGUUUGCCAAGAAUUCGAAGAAUUUUCUGGCCCUAGACACGCUAAUUCGUAGUUCAGCGAAUGUGAAUCGGUUCCUGGAGGAGGAGCCCGAAGAGAGUGAACUGGACAUGGAUGUGGAUGAAUCGUUGAGUAAUGAGGAGUUGCAGAGUCCCCGCCAGAGGCCAUCGCCAGCAUUGCGCGAGAAAUCCAAGAGGAUAACCAAGGGAAAGCAUUCGUCGGAAAAGUUUCAAGCGUCUGGAGUUGCCUCGCCUCAAACGCCUUCGCCGGGUGGCAAGAAGGCACUGGGAAACCCACCCGGUAGCCUGUCGGAGCUCCAGCGCCAGGAGCAUCCAACCACAGCCGCGGCAACGCCUACAGGACGUAGGAAAACGCAGAAUUCUGGUCUGUCGCCACCCAUAAGAGCCAUGUUGCCACCCUCAUCACUUUACAAAGUGGUGGAAACCAGGGAGGAAUGUGCCACGCCUCCCAGAGGAAGAGGAAGACCACCCAACCAAGUGGAUUCGCCAUCGCUAAUUGUCAAGUUCCAGAAGAUCAGGCAAACCGAGUUGCAACGACUCAACGGGGAGGCGGAGAACUUUAUGUUCCCCAGAACAGCGGUUACCACGACGCGGAGCAGCAGUGAGCUGCCCACGGAUGUGGAUCGGCAAACCACCUCGGAUGUGCGGGGCAGGCACAGCAUCUCCUCCGCCAGCCUAGACACCAGCACCAGCGAGGCGGAGACGAAGGAAUCUUCGGGAUUACCCAUCUCCCACAUACGCAAGCGAGCCCAGGCAGUGGGAAGGCGGAGAAAAGUAGGAGGAGGAGGAGCAGCUGCCCAGGAGCAGCUGCAGCGCCAACUGUCCACCGGGAGUAGUAGCAGCAAUAGCAACCAGCAGCGCUUUCCGAGCGCCCCCAUCCAGCCAGAGGAAGAGCCUCAACCGCAGCCACAGCCGCAGCUAAAGAUCAAGAUGAAGCAGGAGCAAGUGGUGGCCACCAGGAAGAGCAGUCGCACGGCCACGGCCAUUGUGACAGCGGCCACUGCCAGCAGUCAUCAGCAGCAGCAGCUCAGGCAGACAACCAGCCGGAAAAUGGCCAAUAAACUGGAGGAUCGGAUGGGGGAGUCAGUAAUAAAGCCCAAGAUGAAAAUCAAGAAGGAGGUUAUCGAAGUGGAGGAGGAGUUGGAAGACCUGGAAGACCUAUUGGAUAACGAAUUAGGCGACAGCAGUUUGUCCUCGGGCAGCGAUGAAGAUUACGUAGCUAGCAGUCAUCGCAAAGCCUCGGCGGCACCACGAAAAUCCACGGAUACUCGAGAGCAGAGGGCCGCUAGGCGGCUGUCCAGAUUAACCAUAAACCGAAGUGCCGGAGAGCUAGAGUUAACCACCGAAGUCAAGUCCUCGCCCCCGCGAAGAAGUCGCGGAAAGAGCCAGAAGCCGUCGAGUCCCACGAAAAACAAGGUCAAGCAACCGAAGAUUGCGCCACCAGCGAUGGAUUUGUUCUUCGAUUGCAGCAAAAGCGAAAGGCUACAGGAAAUGCAAUACACAUUCGAAUCGCUGCCGAGAGGAGAGCUAUGGAAUCGGGUGUUCCUGCGGCAGGAUGCGGGAGAGGAGAACUAUUACACGUACUACGGUAGCACGAACUAUAGGAAACUGCCCUAUGAAAUGGGUCCCAUACCCAUGGCCAAAACAUUGCCGGCACACAGUUGUGCAAUGUGUUGCGAGGCAGGAAAGCAGGAAAAUCGCGAGGAGCUAAAGCAGGAAGAUCAGAAGCCUGUGCCCAAAAAGGAAGUCAAGAAGGAGGAGGAAGCACAGUCCUCUUCCUCCGCCACCUAUAAGAACAAAAAGCUGCACCUUCUGCAGCGUUAUCAGCAGGAACAGGAGCAACUGCAGCAGCAGCUGGAGGGGAAUUCCCUGGCCACUGCCAUAGCCAAAUGUGAUAGCAAGGCGAGCACCCCAGAACUACUGGAGCGGGAGUUUGCCUCGGGCUCUCUGGGAGAUCGAGUGCAGCUGAUAGAGCGGGUGAGGAGCACCUCCAGUUCCAGUUGCAGCAACAGCCAGCGGAGCGGGAUUACCUGCAGGAAUAAGCAGCUGGCGCGAAUUGCCGAGUUGCCGCCAAGGAAAUCUCCCCGGGAACAUGCCUCCACUUUGGCUUUGGUCAGUUGCAUCAUAAGGCAGCGUCAGGAUUCGCAAAGUAAAACGAAUUCCGAAGCGGAAGAGCCACCUCCCCCUGUGGUGGUGGUUGCUCCAAAGCUUAAGACUCCCAUGAAACAGGAACCCAUUGUUGCACCCUCAUCGCCCAGAACAACUCGUUCGCAGGCUGCAACGCCAGUGGAGGAACUUCGAUUUGCCACCGAGAUUAGCGAGACGGUGAAGAGGAUGAGGCGUGGGCAAAACAAGUACGAUCAUUCUCCGCCUGCACCGGCGCAAAAUCCCAAUCCCACGCCGGGAACUUCCUCGCCAGCCAGAAGUCGUCGCCUUACGCCGGCCGCACAAAAUUUAGGACAAAGCUAUUCGCGCCGCUUGCAAUUCACAACCAGCCAAAGGGAAUCCUCGGCGAGUGCGCUGUUGGGCAAGCGCAGUAGAAGAGUUAAUCCUGCGGUAGUGCGUCCCAAUAUCCAGCAAGCUCCCGGAAUGGGCGCCUUUCGCGGCGUUCGCAAAUUGCCCAGCAAAAAGGGUCUGCUCGAAUACGAAAUGGAACCGUGUGCCCUCAAAGCUCUCGAUCAACAAGCCAGUCAGUAUUGUAAUCCGGGUUUCGUUGCCUGGCAGUUGGACAAAUACCUGGAGCUAGCUGGCAAGGAGUACGAUCUGGAAGAGGACGAACUGCCGGUGGUGAAGGAGAGCGAAAGAAGAGAGGAAAGGCUUGUAACUCCACCACCCACUGAUUGCUUCACAAGCGAGUUUGACUUGUGCGAUUUGAUACUGGGUAGCGCAGGCAGUGGCGAUGAUGAGGACGAGGUAGCCAGAGGAAAUCUACCCGGCUCCAGUCGACGAAUGAGCAAUCUCAAUCUGUAUGCCAGCUAUUAUAGAAAGAAAAAGAGCCUGAAAUCCAAUCGCACGGGCUGGCCAAAAGCUCAGAGGCGGCGGAAUGGAGGAAGUCGAUCCUUGCCAGAUGAGCGAAUUAAUUUCCAGAAAAUGGGUCUGGCCGAGCUUCACCCCAUAAAGCAGGAGCCGAUGGAAACGGAGGAGGAACAGACCACGACCACCACCACAACCACUACGACUUCAGCGAGCAGGGAAAAAUUGCUUAGCAAAGAAGAUGAAGAUGAUGAAGGUGGUGGUGGCAGAGAUGACGAUGAAUCACCUGCCGAUGAUAAACAGAAUUCGCGAGAAGAUGCCGUGAUGACGCCGCCAGCGACCGAUGUUGAUGAGCAGGCUGAACUGGAGAGUCUGCCCGACGAAGAUGAAACCAUGGCGGAUUCCGUGGAUCAACAGCAGGAUGAUGAGGCUGAAAUCGAAGCCACUGAUGCGGAUGUCGAAGAGGAGGAGGAGGAGGAUGAGGAGGAUGUCUUUGAAGAUGCCUACGAAGAGCAGGAGAUAAGCCCGAAAAAGACAGAGCCGCCGGAGAAACGAGCACGGAUACCGCCCUCCAUAUCUGUAACUACGCCACCCGAAGAGCACUCCGCGCAGGGCAAGAAACUCCUACUCACUCUGCACAAUGGCCAGAGACUUCAGGCCACCUCGACGCCAAGUUCGGGACAAGUUCAACAGCAGCAGAGAAGAACGCCACAGCUGAACGGUAGCCUAGGCAGCUGCAUUUCGCCCAGCGAGAAGCUGGGAGACAAUUCGGACAUCUUCACCGUUUCGUCGGAUGGACUGGAUACCGAUCUCGAUUUGAGCAACACCCAGGCGGGCGAUUCGCACGAGCAUUGCCCACACCAGACGACGCCGAAGCGGAAGUUCGACAUCUCCAAGUAUGCGCCACCAAACAAUGGAAAGGCGGCGAGCAGUUGUGCCGCCGAAGCGGCGACGGCUGCCGUCAAAUCCCUGGCCAUCUCGCAGUUCCUCAAGAAGGAGGUGCGUGUCACCUGCCGGCGGCUAAGAGCGCCAUUCCGACGCUUUCGAUACCGCCGCUGAGCACAGCACGUCAUCAUUAUCAUCAUCCAGAUCAAGAAACGCAUCAUUCAGCACCAAUCACGUUUAGCUUUUAGUGUGUACAGCGACGAUGAGUUAUAAGUUUCAGUUUUUAGGUAUUUUUAGGCCACAAAUCCCUCCAAAAACCAGAAAAACACAGCGAUAUCAAAUCGGUCAUCUUUUCAAUUUUAAUUUCGUAUUAAAUUUGGCAAAGUGAAUGUUGAAUAAAUACCUAUUAAAUGUUUUCGCUUACUAUCUAUCUUUUGAGACUAAACCACUGC
Molecule: messenger RNA, 5650 nt
Organism: Drosophila takahashii
Lineage: Eukaryota; Metazoa; Arthropoda; Insecta; Diptera; Drosophilidae
Source: RefSeq, a predicted model, not a curated record